UCCAAAUUCUACUGUCCAACAUUUGUUAAAGAAAAAUUGAAUUUAUCAAAAAUUUUCAAACUUUUUUUUUGCUAUGAUUAUAAAAUCGCAAAGCUUUGUUAAAUUACUAUGAACAUAAUUUACCAGUGGAAAUUCUAAAAUUAUAAGUUAUGUCUACAUAAAGGAACCAAACAGAAUUUCAAAGCGUUAUGUAAAAAUAUAUGGUAAAAUCAUUAAAGAACUUUCGCAUGAAGAAUACCUUAUUCGAAAACUCACAUUCGUAGUUUCUGCAAUAUGGAUUCCAAAGAAGCUAUUAAGUCUGGAUGAAAUGGCCUGGUUUCGCUAAGAUAAGACAUAUCUUCCACUGAAGAUCCAGGCUGUCCCAAACUUGAAGCUAUGGCUACCUCCCCGCCAUCCGUAAUAUCUCCCUCUUCUCCUUCGAGCUCUGAUGGAAGCCCUGUAAAAAGUCCUCUCAGAACGGAGGAGCCAAACAAAACUUCGAAAGAAAAGCACUCCUUGGCUUUUUCCAUUGCCAAAAUCAUGGAGCCUGGACCGAAGAAAACGACAUCUGCGUCUGACAAAGGAAUCGCGCCUCUCUUGAAUGUUAUGUUUGAGGACUUCAAUAAAAGAAUGUCUCUUAUCAACCCUCUUAUGGUGAAUCCUCUUCUCGCCUUUCCUGCUGGCAGAGGAAUGGAGGAGAUGGAGCAAAUUGGAGUAAAUUUUACUCCAGGACAACAAAGAUGUCCUCAAAUGAACGUGGACGCCAUGUACGAGCUGGCUCUCAAACGCCUAGUUGAGAAUUCAGCUGGCAUACAGGACCUCAGGUACCACUUGAACAAUACCUGCUCCUCGACACGCAUCUUGCAACAGAGAUCACAAGAUCUUCUCAGACAUUAUGGUUUCAUGUACGCCGCACUUCCUCCUCAGCAUUUAGUGAGGAAUAACGGUGAUGCAUCAUGGGAAGACAUGCCCCCUUCUGCAAAUCUUCAUGCAAUCGACCCUGCCGGUAUCCAUAAGAUCAUUCGACCUCAACCAGUCUUCGCUACCAAUCCUGGAUCGAGGCCAGUUGAAGAGGUCGUCGAGACAGAAUCUUUAAACACUCAACAAGCCUUGAACACUACCAAUGCCAGGUUCGUUGGCGACUCCAAAACUGCUUCAGAAUCCUCGGGAGAUGGUACUAGUCCUAUUCGGCAGAAGAGGAACCACAACAAACAAAAAACGUUCACCUGUCCCGAGUGUGGGAAGGUUUUCAACGCCCACUACAAUCUUACUCGACACAUGCCAGUACACACGGGAGCUCGACCCUUUGUGUGCAAAGUGUGUGGUAAAGGUUUUCGACAAGCAAGCACCUUGUGUCGGCAUAAAAUCAUCCAUACUCAGGAGAAACCCCACAAAUGCCACACCUGUGGUAAAGCAUUCAACAGGAGUUCAACACUUAACACACAUAUACGUAUCCAUGCCGGUUAUAAGCCGUGGGUUUGCGAGUAUUGUGGUAAAGGUUUCCACCAAAAAGGCAACUACAAGAAUCACAAGUUAACCCAUAGCGGAGAGAAGGCCUACAAAUGUACUGUCUGCAAUAAAGCCUUUCACCAGGUGUAUAACUUGACUUUUCAUAUGCACACUCAUAACGAUAAAAAGCCUUACACAUGCAAAGUUUGUGGCAAAGGAUUUUGUAGAAACUUUGACUUGAAAAAACACAUGCGCAAAUUGCAUGACAAUGGAAUCGCGUCGUCUGGUGUCAAUCAUAAUCACGAAAAUGGCACAGGACCGGCGGUUACAGUGAGUCUAAUCAAUCCCUUCUUUGUAUCCCCUAGUACGAGUGCGUACAUGGAACAGCCUAAUAGAAUUAUUUUGUAAUCAGUUGUAAAAAUAAUUUAAUGUAUUUCUGUACAGGAUUUUUAUCAAAUGAUGCUAA
This is a messenger RNA of Argiope bruennichi, 1894 nucleotides long. Its product is annotated as fez family zinc finger protein 2-like. The coding region runs from base 376 to 1836 and encodes 486 amino acids. Gene Ontology annotation, cellular component: nucleus. The record is from RefSeq and is a predicted model, not a curated record. Lineage: Eukaryota; Metazoa; Arthropoda; Arachnida; Araneae; Araneidae. The transcript is spliced from 2 exons.